This is a messenger RNA of Zingiber officinale, 2868 nucleotides long. RefSeq names its product leucine-rich repeat extensin-like protein 6. The transcript has a single exon. NCBI's taxonomy places the organism in Eukaryota, Viridiplantae, Streptophyta, Magnoliopsida, Zingiberales, Zingiberaceae. Gene Ontology annotation, molecular function: protein binding. The record is from RefSeq and is a predicted model, not a curated record. Bases 120 to 2381 code for a protein of 753 amino acids.
UGCGCUGCCUGCCGUGGUCCCUGAGUCUCGUUCAAAUAAACGGCCGAUCUGUGAACUGCCGCAAGCCGAAGAAGAAGAAGAAGUAGGCGUCGGAGGAAACGUCGGCGGCGGAGGAUGAGAUGAGGUGGAAGCGCGCAGGCCGAGAAGAUCCCUGGCUCCUUCUUUCUCUACCGUUUCUGCUGCUGCUCGUCAUCUUCCCCCUCGCCGACUCCUGCUCCGGCCGUAAUGGCCACGCGCAGAGGCUGCGACAGCUCCUACAGGCCACUGGAGUCGACGAUUUCGCUUCCUUCCCCAACCCCCGCCUCCGAGACGCCUACAUUGGCCUCCAGGCUUGGAAGCUCGCCAUCAUCUCCGACCCAAAAAACCUGACGGCCAACUGGGUAGGCCCCGCUGUCUGCAACUACACGUACGUCUUCUGUUCUUCCCUACCCUCCGAUCCAAGCGGCACUGUCGUCGCCGGUGUCGAUCUCAACCACGGCGACAUCGCCGGCUUCAUCCCCUCCCAGAUCGGUCUACUCUACGACCUCGCGCUCAUCCACAUCAACUCCAACCGCUUCUGCGGCACCCUGCCCCGCUCCCUCCGCCGUCUCACUCUCCUCCAUGAGCUCGACGUCAGCAACAAUCGUCUCUCUGGCCGUUUCCCUGACGUCGUCCUCCGCCUCCCCUCUCUCCGUUACCUCGAUCUUCGUUUCAACGAGUUCGAGGGCGGCGUGCCGACCGAGCUCUUCGAACGUAACCUCGACGCCAUUUUCAUCAACCACAAUCGCUUCGCCUUUGAGAUCCCCGAUAACAUCGGCAACUCACCUGUUUCCGUCAUCGUCCUCGCCCACAACCGCUUUCAUGGAUGUCUGCCCGCAAGCCUCGGCAACAUGUCUAGGACACUCAACGAGAUCAUCCUCAUGGGCAACCGCCUAAACUCCUGCUUCCCCUCCGAGAUCGGCCUUCUUAAAAGCCUCACAGUGCUCGACCUCAGCUACAAUAACCUCGUCGGCUCACUCCCAGAGUCCGUCGGCGGAAUGUUCAGCCUCGAGCAGCUUGACGUCGCACACAAUCUAUUCUCCGGUUCUAUUCCGCCCUCAAUCUGCAGUCUUCCACGCCUGAAGAACUUCACCUAUUCGUACAAUUACUUCAGCGGAGAACUGCCGGAGGAGUGCUUCGCCCGGCAGUCCUCCUUCAAUGACCGGCGAAAUUGCCUUUUAGCACGGCCGAAGCAGAGAUCGGAGAGACAAUGCAGGUCUUUCUUCUCUCAUCCUCCAGCUGAAUGCUCUUUUUUCAGUUGUAAGCCUUUGGUGCCUCGGCUCCCUCCGCCACCUCCAUCACCGCCACCGCCAUCUCCUCCACCUCCAUCACCGCCCCCGCCAUCUCCUCCUCCUCCGUCCCCAACCCCACCAUAUCCUCCACCGCCACCUCCAUCACCCACACCGCCAUCACCGCCGCCUCCAUCUCCUCCACCGCCGUCUCCUCCGCCGCCGUCACCUCCGCCGCCGUCUCCUCCACCGCCGUCACCGCCCCCGCCGUCUCCUCCACCGCCGUCUCCUCCGCCGCCAUCUCCUCCACCACCGUCACCGCCCCCGCCAUCUCCUCCUCCGCCGUCCCCGCCGCCACCAUCACCCCCACCGCCAUCACCGCCGCCUCCAUCACCUCCACCGCCAUCACCGCCAUCACCGCCGCCUCCAUCACCCCCACCGCCAUCACCGCCGCCUCCAUCUCCUCCACCGCCGUCUCCUCCUCCGCCGCCAUCGCCUCCUUUACCUUCGCCACCACCGCCUCCAUAUUGCGUCCGAACUCCAUCGCCACCUCCGCCGCUAGUCUAUUGCUCAACAUCUCCACCUCCGCCCGUCUACUGCCCACGAGCUCCAUCGCCACUCGUCUACUGCUCUCAACCGCCACCUCCUCUCAAUUUCCCUCCACCACCAAGUCCUACCCUUACUCCAAUCUAUUCACCGCCUCCAUCUUUCACAUCCUAUCCGCCGCCUCCAUUGUACUCAUCUCCGCCGCCAUCCCCAUUGUACUUCCCACCUCCUCCACAGAACUCGCCUCCACCGCCACCUUCAUUAUACUCCCCAUCACCUCCAUCCUUCUACCCGCCUCAACUGAAUCCCCCUCUUUCGUUGUACUCGCCGCCGCCUCCACCGGGCUCACUGCCUCCUCCGCCUCCAUGCAUUAAUGAACCUCCGCCUCCGCCUCCGCCGCCACCUCCUUGCAUCGAACCCCCGCCCCCACCAUGCAUCGAACCCCCGCCCCCUCCAUGCAUCGAGCCAUCGGCAACAUCGCCCUCGGCAUUGCCAACACUCCCUGAACCGUCACCACAUCAAGACCCAUUUCCGGCCGUCGUCGGAAUCCCAUACACAUCACCUCCGCCGCCUUAUCAUCACCGCUAAUAUAUAUUUUUCCUCAGAUUUCCCCCCCUUCUCGCUCGUCCAUCACCAUCGAUCCUCAAGUAAAAUUAGAAUUUUCCCCUGUUUUCCUUUCUUUUCUUUUUCCCCUGUUGUCUUCUUGUAAUGUUACUCCCCAUCAUCAACGAUCUGUUUUUGGUUCCAUUUCGCCUUUCAUUCCUCAACACGCCAAACGCAAAAGACUGCUUCAAGGAGACGGACCAAUUAGACGUAAGCGAAGCAUGGGAAGAAGGAAACAGCGACGAUCGAGUGCUGCUUGUUAUAUAAUCCACGGCCCUAUUGCAUUAAUAUUCUGAAUUGUGAAUAAAUCAAUAAACGGAUCAAAAAAGGCAGAAAAAUGAAAGCUUUUAAUCAAGUCGCAGGGCAUCUUAAUACAUUCAUGUAUAACAAACACAACAUCAGAUUCCUUCAUCCAAGUAAACCAUCUGGCUUGCUAUCCUUAUUAAUUAUAUAUGCACACUCUUUAUUUCAU